UCUUGAACGUAAGCGGAACUCAUCUGGAACAAACUUCUCCCAAAAAAUUCCAAGAUGGCGAUGUCACGUAAAGACCUAGACAUUCUGCGCCCGAUGAUUGACCGAGCUGUCCAGAAGUUCUUGGGCUUCAGUGAAUCAACUCUUGUGACAGCGGCUCUCAACUGUGUGGACAAAGGUUAUGAUAGGAGAAAGACAAGAGAUAAACUAGCAUCAAUUCUGGACGAAAAGCAGGCUAAAGGCUUCACUGAAAAACUCUUCGAAGUGAUCUCAGAUUUUGGUUCUUCGAGUAAAAAAUCACGAAAAAGAAAGGAAGGUGACAGAGAGAGGGAGAGAGACAGAGAUAAGUCUGAGAUACCUCCAGAAGAAAUAGUGCCACCAGAGGCAAAGAAAGUACGGAAGAUAGAGGAUGCUGUGACUGCUGUACCAGAGCCUGGUGCUCCUAGUCCCGGGCAGCUAACAGCAGAUAAGAUCAAAGAGAUGAUGGCGAAUGCCCAACGCAUGAUCCAACAGAGGAAGAUUCAACUCCAGGCGACAAUGCCCGUGCCUAUACCCAUGCCCUCCCAGCCGCCACGGCAAGAACCACCACCACAAGAUAUGUCAGACAAGGAGAAACGUGCCAAGGCUUUGCAGGAGAAGAUUCAAGCACAGUUGUUGAAUGCAGGCUUGGGGACUGCUAAUGCAGUUGGUGGGCAGAAGAUAAUAGCACAGGCUCCUGGCGCAUCUGGCCAGUACAGACCAGCACCUGUCUACUUGGACGAAAUGGGCCGCACCAUUGAUGUCAACACUGGAGAAGCAGUGCAACUGACACACCACAUGCCGACCCUAAAGGCCAACAUCCAUGCGAAACGCCGAGAACAAUUCAAGCACAAUCUCUCCGAGAAAGCUCCCGAGGAUAUUGCAGAGUCGAAAUUUUUCGAUACGCGUGUCAGUAUACGAGGAUCUGGGAGGACGAAGAGAUCAUUCAGGUUUCAUGAGGAGGGAAAGUUUCAGCAGUUGGCUCAGAGAAUGAGGACUAAGGCUCAACUUGAGAAACUUCAAGCUGACAUCGCUCAGACUGCCAAGAAAACUGGUAUCGCCUCAGCGGCUAAGCUGGCUACGAUCGCCCCCAAGAAAGAACUGAGUGAGGGUGAAAUACCAGACACAGAAUGGUGGGAUAGUAUCAUCCUCCGCGGCGAACAAUAUGAAAACGUAAUCGACGAAAAUGACGAAAUCGACAUUGGCCUGUUUGAAGGAAUAACCCGUCUCGUCGAGCAUCCUAUUACGAUGAAGCCACCUGCUGAGACAGACAAGCCUGUUAGCAUCCCGGUCAUCCUGACGAAAAAAGAACGGAAAAAAUUGCGCCGGCAAACUCGAAAUGAGGUGCAGAAAGAAACGCAGGAGAAGAUUCGCCUCGGUCUUCAGCCACCGCCAGAACCUAAAGUGAGGAUGGCAAAUCUUAUGCGGGUCCUCGGUAACGAGGCAGUGCAAGACCCAACGAAAGUUGAGGCCCACGUCAGGGCACAGAUGGCAAAGAGACAAAAAGCUCAUGAAGAAGCCAACGCACAAAGAAAACUUACACCCGACCAGCGGCGGGAGAAGAAGUGCCGAAAACUUAAAGAGGAUACGUCAUUAGGCGUGUACGUCUCGGUCUAUAGGGUUCGAAACCUGAACAAUCCCGCCAAAAAGUACAAGGUCGAGGCAAACUGUAAACAACUCUUCAUGACUGGUUUCGUUGUCCUCUUCAAGGAUUGUAAUGUUGUCGUAGUGGAAGGAGGGCCGAAACAACAGAAAAAGUUCCGUCACUUGAUGCUCGACCGAAUCAAAUGGGCUGAAGAUAAAACGAAGGACAAAACAGAUGUGGAUGAAGAUGGGGAAAAGAAGGUCAACAAAUGUGAUUUAGUUUGGGAGGGCAUGACGAAGAACCGAUCUUUCUCAGAUAUCAUCUUCAAGUUCUGUCCGACAGAAACAUUUGCCCGUGAGCAGUUUAAAAAACACAAUGUGGAGGAAUACUGGGACUUGGCGUACAGUGGAGCAGUCUUGGAGGCAGCGGGAGACAAUUUAUGAGACGAAAAUCAGGACUAUUAUCGAUUCCUUUGAACUAACUGCAGUACUGCCACUGCUACAGGAUAAGAAAUCAGAAAUACUGUGGUAUACUGGUUAGUGAACAAUCCACAAUCUUGGUUGUUGGCUUGUACAUCGGUUUGGUCACUUCUCAUUGAUGAGCUCAGUCUUCGCAGUGUAUAAGCCUGAGCUCGUUGAUGCCUCUGUGGAGGCCAAACAAAAGACAGGUGUUGUGAAGAUCUUCAGGACAGGCCUUGUUCAAGGAGGAACAUGUAGUGUCUGUGAGAGACGCAUAAACUUCACUUUUGUCAACAACAUGCUUGUUAUCAUUACUUAUAAAAAGCAUUAAAAAUUCAAAUAUUUAGGAUGCGAGUUGGAAUAUUAACAGUCGAGUCGCAUUGUAAAUGUGUUAGUGUGUACAUUGCUCCAAGUUACUAUGGAAUUUAGUAAGGAUGGACAAUAAAAUCUAUGUGUUA
Molecule: messenger RNA, 2516 nt
Organism: Lineus longissimus
Lineage: Eukaryota; Metazoa; Nemertea; Pilidiophora; Heteronemertea; Lineidae
Product: U4/U6 small nuclear ribonucleoprotein Prp3-like
Exons: 13
Coding region: 55-2043 (662 amino acids)
Biological process (GO): mRNA splicing, via spliceosome
Cellular component (GO): U4/U6 x U5 tri-snRNP complex
Source: RefSeq, a predicted model, not a curated record